Parnassius apollo (apollo) is the source of this 861-nucleotide messenger RNA. Lineage: Eukaryota; Metazoa; Arthropoda; Insecta; Lepidoptera; Papilionidae. The record is from the annotation of a GenBank genome assembly.
AUGUCUGAGCAGUCAAAUACUGUUUGUGCACUCAAUAGUGGAGCGAAGAAAGAGAAACGUCGAGAAAGGAAAGCUUUAUCCGAAAGAAACAAUAAAUACAUUGACAAUGACCCGCUGUGCUUAAGAAUUCAAUGUACGUGUAAUCAUGGACAAAAAAGCAAUUUUAAAUGUAAACAAAUAUCGCAACAGGAUGUCGUUCGAAAUCAUAAAAACUUUUAUUCAACAAAAAAAAAGUUCACCAAGACGUGUAUUUAUGUCGUCUUAUUAGUGCAUUUGAACCCCAACGUAGAGGCAAAAGCACACCACGUCCUUCUGCAGGUGUUUCCUCUACCUAGAAUACCAAUUCAGAAGGCUUUUUAUUCCCGUCAGAUUAGUCUGUAUAAUUUAUGUGUGAUGGAUCUGUCAGAACAAAAUAAUUCUUGUCUGUAUAACUGGGAUGAAACAGAAUCUGGCAAAGGUGCUGUGUCAAUUGGAUCUGCGUUUUACUGCUUUUUGAAUACUCAAACAAUACCGGCUAAUGUGAAGUUAGUAAGACUUUUUUGUGAUGGCUGUGGAGGCCAAAAUAAAAACAGCCAUGUGUUGCUUAAGCUGCUAUUUUGGCUUCAAAAUAAGUCCCCUACACAUGUUAAGAAAAUACAAGUUUAUUUCCCAGUACGAGGGCAUAGCUUCAUGCCAGCGGACCGUUUAUUUGGUAGAGUUGAGAAAGAUAUGAGAAAAAUACCAGUGAUUACUAUGAGGCAAGAAUAUUUUGAAAUAUUUUCUAAACAUGGCAGAGUUUGCGAGCUUGAUAAAGAUUGGUGUCUGUAUGAUAUAAAAGGUUUAGAAACUAAUUGUAAAAAAUUUGUGGGAUACAAUCCAUGA